Messenger RNA from Pseudomyrmex gracilis, 2334 nucleotides. RefSeq names its product protein giant-lens (gene aos). NCBI's taxonomy places the organism in Eukaryota, Metazoa, Arthropoda, Insecta, Hymenoptera, Formicidae. The coding region runs from base 1326 to 2231 and encodes 301 amino acids. The transcript is spliced from 4 exons. The record is from RefSeq and is a predicted model, not a curated record.
ACGACGACGUGUCCCAAGAAAACGGCGAGACGAUGAAAACGUCGGGGCCUCUCUCGGAUAGAGAGAGAGUAUAGUAGUGGGGAUGACGUAAGAGCAGGAGGAGUGCGGGAUGCGAGGGGAAGGGAGAGUCACCGGGAGUAGUCAAGAAUGAAGAAGAGGAGAUGGUGGAGGGCGGCAAGGGGCAAGGGGCAGGACAGGGUGAAGGAAAAGAGGUGGGGGCAUCCAUUCAUGCUUUACUUCUGUGGCUUUUAAGAGUCCAGUCGAGCGGACGGCAUACCUUUGCGCAGGCCGAUCUCGUCCCCGACGUUCUGUUUCGCUUCGGCGCGAUCGCUCGCCUCAAGCCCAUUCUCUGGGAGAGGGCACACGCGCGCAAAGAAAACCGCAAAAAGGAGCCUUUUGCACGAACGAACGAACGGACAGACAAUCGAUCGAUCGAUCGAUCGGUCGAUUGAUUGAUUGAUUGAUCGGCGGAUACGCAACGCGCGGCGAGGAAGUUCGAAUCGACGACGAUCGGCGGAAGAGAGUCGUCCGAGUGAGAGUGCGCGAGUGCGAUACGCUCGAUUGAAUCUGGACCGAGAGAUCGGGGGAAUCCCCAGCCAUCCCCGUCCGUCAGGUUUUAACAUACAUUUGAACUCGUUCUCUUCCGUGUUUUUGAAAAAAAAAAUCGAACGGUCGCGAGAGACUCUUGCGCGGAAAGUACAGACAGAGAGAAAGAACAGAAAGAGUGAGAGAAAGAGGAGACACGUGACGAAGGAAACACGUGACACUCUUGUUUUCGUAAGUUAAGAAGAUCGUGAGAAGCAAAUAGGAAACAAGAUCUUUCCAGUAGUUUGUGAGUUCUGAUUCGAAAGAUCUUCAAUUUCGACCCCGACGACGGAGGGACCGGAACUUCGAAUACAUCAUUUGAGAAUCGUUCUGCGAGGCGUCAUAGUGAGGAUGAACUUCAAGUAGAGCACCGUCAAGUGGAUUUGUUGGAGUUCCCAUUUCGUUUUUUCGAAUGUAUCCCGAAGCGAGUAUAUUAUUUCUCAGGCUUAGAGCCUGAAUAUUUUCUUUAACAAUCUUUCUCUCGUACGUUUUGUACGCCUUGUCGCGCAAACAAGAAGGUGAACGUAUAUACCUUCGUUCUUUUUAUCGCAUCUCUCCCCACCGAGAGCAAAAGACUUAUAACUCGCAGCAACGCGCGUUUCCCCGCUGAGAAGAAACACAAACAGGCGACCCCCAGGCGGACGAUUCUCUUUCUCUGUUUCUCUCGUGGGAUUCAUUUCUCGAGGAGGAAGAAAAACUCAGGAGCGCGCUACCUGUCUCCCCCCGGUCCCCGCGAUACAAUGAUGACCGGCAAAAUGGUACAGCACCUGCUGCUGUACACCCUGCUGGCGAUCGUCGGUGUCGUUCGUCGCGGCAAAUGCGCGUAUAUCGAGACGACGGACAGAGGGACCGAAAGCGACGAAGAGUAUAAUGACACGUUCGAUGACGAUAACAAGUACAGUGCUCUCUUUGCCGGACUGCAGGACUUGACCGCGCUCGAGAUCGAUCUGAUCGAUGACAACAACAAGCACUACAGGUUGCACACGGAACCGAAAGUACUCUAUCAAAUCGGGAACAGCGAGGAGGAAUUGCCGGAGUGCACGCACAAGUACGAGGUAUGCAGCAAGGUGGAUUUAUACAGUGCACCGUGGAUCGAGAGACUGUGCCGUUGUCCGCAGGGCCGUGCCUGUCCCAGCAACGUUCACAGGAGCGACGAAUACACGAUCGUUGAUAAGACUCGCCGGUACAAGGUCUGCGAGUCCGUGAAACAUCUUCCCUACUGUCGUUACUUCAAUGACAUCACGUGGACGCUGGCGCCCGGAGGUGGACCGGCGAACACAACGGUGCAACGCGUUUACUGUCGAUGUCGGAGAAACAGCGUGCCCUACCUGGUGAAAAAUCUACCCUACACAUCACCGUACGGAAAUGUCGGGACGAUGUACGCCUUUGCCUGCUCGCCGCAAAGCAAAAUACGAUGUCAGCUGAAAGAACCAUGCCGCCUGUUUACCGUGCGUCAGAGAAACAAUUCGCAAGUCGAGGAAGUGAACGCCUCGCCGAUCUGCAAGUGUCCCGCGACACAUCAAUGUCCCCAACAUCACACGGAACCCGGUGUCACAACCGCGAGAUCCUACAAUGGGACUUUGAAGAUCAAGGUUUUCAGCGGCUACUGCAUGCCACGACAAUGGAAUCACAUGAUUUACGUUUGACGUCCGUAAUUAAUUCACGUGUGUGACCUGUUCUGCGAUACCUCUACUUUUUUUUCCAAUAAUCCGAUAACGAUAUUCGCCACUGACACUAGUUCUAAUUACA